CCGGAACUGUUGGCGCAGCUGCAGUGUCCCCUCUCCCUCGAGAUCAUGACCGACCCGGUGAUGAACGCCUCUGGGCAAACCUAUGAGCGCUCAGCCAUCGAGAAGUGGUACUCCAUGGGCAAGCGGACCGACCCGAUGACCGGCGUGGUCCUCGAACACACGAAUUUGGUGCCAAACGUGGCGCUACGAAGCAUG
Molecule: messenger RNA, 195 nt
Organism: Emiliania huxleyi CCMP1516
Lineage: Eukaryota; Haptophyta; Isochrysidales; Noelaerhabdaceae
Exons: 1
Biological process (GO): protein ubiquitination
Molecular function (GO): ubiquitin-protein transferase activity
Source: RefSeq, a predicted model, not a curated record